AUGCAUUCAGACUCGAUUGAGGGCCUGGUGGUGUGGGACCUGGAGGGAGAUAUUGGCGCAGAGGACGGAUCGGGGAAUGGUGGUCAGAUUAUGGAUGGCAACCCCGAUUCGGUGGACUCCUUGCCAGACAGCCGUCGUCUUCCGCUGCAGGCUGUCUAUGGUAGAGCGUACAUGCGGGAUAGUUGGCCUGCCUACGUUGAGACAAAGGAGCUCCGACGCAUGGGUCCUGCCGAUCUCCGCUGCCUACCACAGCGUCUCCUCCGGAUGCCCCUAAUGCACAUUGCAUCCCGGCACUCUGAGUCAAGGCGACACCAGGAUGCCAACAGCCAGUCGACUGAAUCGGCUCUCCUCGCCUGUUCGGGCUGCUGUUCAACCCUCUGGCCCGUCAGGUCUGACGCGGAUCAGAAGCCUGGCUGGCAGCUGCCACACAAGUUGCAUGCUGAUUUCUUUCAGUCCUGUGUCGAAAACUUUAUUCUCGAAUCUAUUCACUAG
Messenger RNA from Spirometra erinaceieuropaei, 492 nucleotides. NCBI's taxonomy places the organism in Eukaryota, Metazoa, Platyhelminthes, Cestoda, Diphyllobothriidea, Diphyllobothriidae. The record is from the annotation of a GenBank genome assembly.